Messenger RNA from Andrographis paniculata, 1396 nucleotides. RefSeq names its product GDSL esterase/lipase At2g27360-like. Gene Ontology annotation, molecular function: hydrolase activity, acting on ester bonds. The record is from RefSeq and is a predicted model, not a curated record. Lineage: Eukaryota; Viridiplantae; Streptophyta; Magnoliopsida; Lamiales; Acanthaceae. The transcript has 5 exons. The coding region runs from base 368 to 1144 and encodes 258 amino acids.
CAUUGCGGUGUCAUCGUCUUCAGCAGCAGCGUCAGAUUCGCAGCUGUUUGGAUGCUUCGAUUCCGUUGUUAGCUUCGGCGGUUCGCUAUCCGACACCGGCAAUGCUCUAAUCCCCGAGAUAUACCCUGGACCCUGCCUAUCUGCUAACCCGCCCUAUGCCCGGACAUACUUCCACCACCCUACCGGAAGAUUCUCCGACGGUCGCGUCGUCGUUGAUUUCAUCGCACAGAGCAUAGGACUGCCUCUACUUAAACCUUACUUUCCCGAAGCUCACAAGGACACGGCGCAACGUCGCCGGAGCUUCAGCACCGGAGUGAAUUUCGCGGUGGCUGGAGCGUCGGUGCUUCCCUAUGAGUUCUAUGAGAAGAUGGGAUGUGGUGUUAUGUCCACCAAUGUCUCUCUGGGAACUCAAUUGGAAUGGUUCAGAAGCUUUUUGGCCGAACUUCCAGAGAGUCUAAAGUACCUCCAAAGAUGUUUGGUUAUAUUGGGACCCCUAGGAAGCAACGACUACAGCUAUUUCCAAAUGUCAGGGAAGAGUAGUCUUGAAGAUCUGCAAUUGGCGGCUCCUAUACUUAUUCGCCACAUCGGAUCCACCAUUCAGGAGCUGAUCGAGCUUGGAGUUGUGACAAUUCUUGUUCCUGGGGGCUCGCCGGAUGGUUGCAUGCCUGCUAUGUUAGUCCUUUAUGAGAAAUCCAGUACGCGAAAUGACUAUGAUCCACAAACUGGUUGUCUCGAUUGGCUCAACCAGCACUUACAGCACCAUAACCAUCUUCUCCAAAAGGAACUGCAGAGAAUAAGGGAACUUCAUCCUCAGGUCAACAUAAUAUAUGGAGACUAUUAUAACGACGCAGUGCGAAUGUAUCUCUCCCCCAACCAAUUCGGACUCGGAAACCAAAUUCUUAAGGCUUGUUGUGGCGGCGGAGGGGCAUACAACUGUGAACUAGACAAGAAAUGCGGCACUCCUCAAGCAACAUGCUGUCGCGAUCCAGCUGAAUAUAUUAGUUGGGAUGGGGUACACCUUACAGAGGCAGCCAACAGAUUGAUUGCGCAAGGAUUGCUCCAAGGAACAUACACCGAUCCUCCUUUCUCGACCAUCUGCCUAAUUAAUUCCACAUCCAAACCUCGUGCCAUUGCCGAGUACUAAGACCCGACACGACUCGUCCCUGCAAUAGUGUAGAUGCUGAAAGUGUGUUGUAUGCAUAUGCAUUCGUCCACUCCUUUCAAUUGUGGAUUAAAUAUAACUAUUUGCAGAAGCCAUCAAUUAAUAAUAAGAGAUAUAUAUUAGGAUUGUAAUUCUAGAUCUAGACCCAAUAACUAUUACUUUUCAUAUAGAGAGUACCGGCGAGGUUUCUGCCGAUUUUCUCAAGAAAGAUUGCAUCAUAGACUUAAAAGAAAA